CCUUACGCUCGCCGCUCCACUUUGGCCUCUUCUUCCUUCCUCUCCCAUCGUCCCGUCUCCCGAGAGCCAUGAUCUUGGGGGCUCCCUCCGCUCUCUUUCUGCGCUCGCCCUCCGCCAAGGCCUCUCCCAGUGGCGCCGCGUAUUGGCUGCGGUCUGGCCUGAGAGUUCCGAGGGAACGAGCGAGGAAUGGGUCCGUGGUCGCCAUGGCGGCCGGCGAGACCAACAGCCGCCCCAUGACCGGCGUGGUGUUCGAGCCCUUCGAGGAGCUCAAGCAGGAGCUGGCCUUCGUACCCUCCGUGCCCGAUAAGUCCAUCGCCCGGCAGAAGUACUCCGACGAGUGCGAGGCCGCAAUCAACGAACAGAUCAAUGUUGAAUACAGUGUAUCGUAUGUCUAUCAUGCCUUGUUUGCAUACUUCGAUCGUGACAAUGUUGCUCUAAAAGGCCUUGCCAAGUUCUUUAAGGAAUCAAGUGAUGAAGAACGGGAACAUGCAGAUAAAUUAAUGGAGUACCAGAAUAUGCGUGGAGGCAGAGUGAAGCUCCAGUCAAUUAUGAUGCCCUUGAAUGAGUUUGAUCACCCUGAAAAAGGAGAUGCACUGUAUGCGAUGGAGAUUGCCUUGUCUCUCGAGAAGUUGACAAAUGAAAAGCUUCUUAAUUUGCAUAAAGUAGCAGAACGGUGUAAUGAUAUUCAGAUGGCAGACUUCAUUGAGACCGAGUUUUUGGGAAAGCAGGUAGAAGAUAUAAAGAAGAUCUCCGAGUAUGUUGCUCAACUAAGAAGGGUGGGGAAAGGACAUGGAGUGUGGCAUUUCGAUCAGGUGCUUUUAGGUGAAGGAGAAGAUGUGGCUGCUUGAGGAAACAUGUUACCUUCUCAUCCUGCAUGCUUCUGUUACAUGAGCGAGUCCUUUACAUGCUUUUGUUGCUCGAGGAAACAUGUUGUAGCUAAGUAGAUCACUCUAGUCCGGCUUAGUUGACGCGUUUAAUCGAUGGUAUUAGCCAUGAUUCGACACUAA
This is a messenger RNA of Musa acuminata AAA Group (dessert banana), 1007 nucleotides long. Its product is annotated as ferritin-4, chloroplastic-like. Lineage: Eukaryota; Viridiplantae; Streptophyta; Magnoliopsida; Zingiberales; Musaceae. Gene Ontology annotation, cellular component: cytoplasm. The coding region runs from base 69 to 848 and encodes 259 amino acids. The record is from RefSeq and is a predicted model, not a curated record. Gene Ontology annotation, biological process: iron ion transport; intracellular iron ion homeostasis. The transcript has 8 exons. Gene Ontology annotation, molecular function: ferrous iron binding; ferric iron binding.